AUGCUCAAGGUCCAGGAUCACCAGGUUGCAGGACAUAAAGCUGGUAAUGGGAAGCUUGGUCCCCUUAUAGAUGAUUCCGGACAUUUGUACAAGCCUCUUCGGGGUGAUGAGGAUGGAUCCAACGAGGUUUCUUUCUAUGCAUCAUUUUCUUCAGAAAUCAGAAUCCCAGGCGACAUCUGCAGAUUCUUCCCGAAUUUUGUGGCACUCAGCUUGGCCUUCGAUGUAUCUGGCUUGCAACCUCAUCUAGUUUUGCAAGAUCUUAAUUUAGGUCGAGUCAAUUCAUCAGCAAUGGACAUUAAAAUUGAAUUGGAUUCGAAACCAGAUUGUGCUUUUGCUUCGUUUGUUUAUGGUGGUUCAACUGGUAUUUUAGCACAAUUAUUGGAAUUAAAAGCAUGGUUUGAGGAUCAAACUACUUAUCGUUUUUAUUCUUGUUCUGUUCUUUGGCAUACGAAAAAGAGCUUGUAUCAAAUGGAAAGAGCGCUCAUUGAUUUUGCACACGUUGUCGGAGGCAAGGGUGUUAUUGACCACAACUUCUUGGGUUGGUUUCUGCUUGUUAAUAAGUUCAUUUCCGAGAUAUCUGAGAACGGGGAUGCGGAUAAUCUUCAAGAUAUAUGUCCAACAGAUACAAAAAAUCAAAAAAUCUUUAUUAAUGGCUUUCUGUGCAAGAAUCCUGCUAACAUAACAGCAUCUGAUUUCAAAUCCUCAUUGCUGAACCACGGUGGUGACACGGAUAACUUUUAUCAUUCAUCCAUGAACACAAUCACUGCAGCAGAGUUUCCAGGACUCAACACCCUCGGAAUAUCAGCUUCCAGGACUGAUCUAGAAGAAGAUGGACUGGUGGCUCCGCAUGCUCAUCCAAGGGCUUCCGAAAUGAUGUUCGUGAGCGCUGGCGUCGUUGUAGCUGGAUUUGUAGAUUCCAACAACCAGGUUUUUCAGAAAGUUCUCCACGAAGCCAGAAUCCAGGGCUAG
Fraxinus pennsylvanica is the source of this 969-nucleotide messenger RNA. Lineage: Eukaryota; Viridiplantae; Streptophyta; Magnoliopsida; Lamiales; Oleaceae. The record is from the annotation of a GenBank genome assembly.